CGCCUUUUGCGCUUUGUCUCGAUUGCGUUCAACUUUCCAGGACUGCUAUAUGGUUACGACAUCGGAGCCAUGAGUUUUGUUUUAGACAUGUUAACGCCGCCCCACUUCUGGUGGGAUGAUUUCGCGUCUCGUCGCGUGGCCCAGGGUUUGACCAUGGGAGCCGUUUCGGCGGGUGCCUUGCUGGGAUCGCACAUUGUGCUCUUUCACUUGGCCUCACAUGUCGGACGUCGGACGGAACUCCGGGUAGCUGCUCUGUUAUACAUGAUUGGGUCUUUGCUUUGUUACACCAGUGGUACGAUGUUGGCGCAGCAAGAUUAUUGGGGCUGGUACAGUCUAGUACUCGGGCGGCUGGUUAUUGGUACCGGUGUAGGCUUCGUCAUGCACGGCGCACCUACGUACAUGGCAGAAAUGGCACCGUCAAGUAUUCGCGGCGCUGUGGUGUCGGCCAAGGAAACGGUCAUUGUUCUAGGUAUUGUUUUGGGUUACCUGGUCGGUGAUAUGGUAGGGUCGCGGAACAACAAUGGCAGUGGCGAUUGGACACUCGUGUACUGGGUAUCACUGGCUAUUGGCACACCCAUGCUUGUUCUGACGUUUGUCAUCCCACGCUCCAAACGAUGGCUGUUACUGCACGGGCACAAGGAGGAAGCUCGAGUAUCUAUGCAGUUUGUGUAUAAGGGCAACAUUAAUACAGAGUUUGAAGAACUGGCCGCCAGUAUUCAGGCCAACCGUAUGUACAAACAGCAUUCAACGGCCGUCGACCAAGGGGGGCUGUGCGGCUUGCUCGAGUCAAGAUUGUUUUCGAAACCCAUUCGGCCAGCUCUUCAAGCCGCAAUGGGUCUGAUUAUACUGCAACAACUAUCGGGGCAGCCGUCGCUCUUAUCCUACGCGACUGUUCUGUUCCACGCCGCUGGUUGGGGCGGACACGCCUCCGUAAUUACGGCAAUGCUUAUGCUGUGUGUCAGUAUUACCACGGUACUGCUGGUGGACCGUCUCGGUCGCAAGCGCCUCUUACUGACGAGUAUUACUGUACUUGGUAUGGCGGCUUUCACGUUAAGCCAUGUGUUUUGGAACUGGAAAAACGGUGCCGUUCAUGAGCUGCAAAGUCUCGAAAAAACCGUCGUGUUGAUUGCCAUGUUCGUAUACAUUGGAGCGUACCAGAUUGGCUUUGGACCUAUAACGUGGUGCUUCGUAUCCGAAGUCUUCCCGAUGGACGUACGAGGACCCGCGACAGCCUUGGCAGUUGAACUUAACUAUGCCGGCAACUUUGUGGUGCAGUUCUUCGUACCCCUGGUCCAGAACAAAAUUGGUUGGGGACCGACCUUUCUGGUUUUUGGAUGUUCUAUGCUGACUGGAUUUUACUUUGUUUGGAAAAAGAUUCCGGAGACAGCCGGCCUGUCAUUGGAAGAAAUAGAAGCCCGGCUG
Messenger RNA from Phaeodactylum tricornutum CCAP 1055/1, 1422 nucleotides. RefSeq lists its product with no specific name. The record is from RefSeq and is a predicted model, not a curated record. Gene Ontology annotation, molecular function: transmembrane transporter activity. Gene Ontology annotation, cellular component: membrane. Lineage: Eukaryota; Bacillariophyta; Bacillariophyceae; Surirellales; Neidiaceae. The transcript has 2 exons. The annotation marks the transcript as partial. Gene Ontology annotation, biological process: transmembrane transport.